GUACGGAAGUCGGCAGCCCGGUCCCUGGCCGUUCGGAAGUCAGCCGCUCCGCCCCCAGGUCCGGAAGCCACCCACAGCCCGCCCCCGAGCCCGGAAGUCGGUACGGCCCGCUCCCGGCAGUCCAGAAGUCGGCCCCGCCCCGCCCCUGGCAGUCCGGAAGUCCACCGCUCCACCUCCGACCUCGGAAGUCGGCGGCUGGCUGUACGCCUUGAGGUCCCGGCCCUGCGCCCGCUGGGUCCUGCGCUUGCCUGUCUCCUGUUGAGAGUGGUGCCCGCGCAGUCCAGGGAUGUACAUGCAGGUGGAGUCACGCACCAGCUCCUGCCUCCACUUGAAGAGGGCUCCAGGCAUCAGGUCCUGGUCUCUGCUUGUUGGUAUCUUGUCGAUUGGCCUAGCUGCUGCCUACUACAGUGGAGAUGCGCUGGGCUGGAAGCUCUUCUAUGUCAUGGGCUGCCUGUUUGUGGCCGUGCAGAACCUGGAGGACUGGGAGGAAGCAAUCUUCAACAAGAGCACUGGGAAGGUUGUGCUGAAGACAUUCAGCUUGUAUAAGAAGCUGCUGACUCUUUUCCGAGCUGGUCAUGACCAAGUGGUGGUCCUGCUGAAUGAUAUCCGGGACGUGAACGUGGAGGAGGAGAAGGUUCGCUAUUUUGGGAAGGGCUACGUGGUGGUGCUGCGGCUUGCGACGGGCUUCUCUCACCCCCUCACCCAGAGUGCCGUCAUGGGCCACCACAGUAACUCAGCCCUCCUCCUGUUGCCUGGCCCAGUGACGUGGAAGCCAUCGCCAAGCUUAUUGCAACCUUCCUGGAGCUGCACCGCCUUGAGAGCCCCGUGGAGCUGUCUCAGAGCAGCGACAGUGAGGCUGAUGGCCCAGGGCGCCAGAGCUGAUGACCACAGAGCCCUGGCCUUGGUUCUGGUGGCAGCCUCAGGGACCAGCAGCAAGUCUUCCUCCAGCUCCUGGCUGUGCCCCUGGCAGCCCCAGGUGGGACCCUCCACUGUUCCUGCUGCUUGCUUCCAUCCUCUGAACAAACCAUAGGCUGGACCUUCUUUCUCUGCAGGCUUCAAGGUGUCCAGGGAGGACCUGAGCCUCAGAUCUGCUGCUUCCUGGCAUCAGAUGGCUCCAGCCUGGGCAGCAUGGGGACCAGGUCUCUGGAAUGGGAAGGAUGCCCAGGAUUCCCAGCGGGGGGGAGGGAGGUUUGCCAGCACUGGCUCCUCCCAGCUGUUCAAGCCCCCGGUACAGCAGGCAAGCGCAGGGCCAGAAGCUGGGUCAGGCUGUGAGGAUGCCCACGCUGGCGUGUUGUCCCCAGGAAUCCCAGCACGCCCUACAUGCAACCUCCCUUCCCUGGCUGGAUGUCCUCACUGAUUAGAGUGGUCCUUGCCCAGGGUCUGCAGGGCCUAGGGUCCUGUCUGGCUGUGUGCACUGCAGCCAUACCCGAGGCCUCCCCAGCUCACAGACUGCAGUCUCCAGCCAGGACCGCAGUUGGGCUGUCACAGGGCAGGGAAGGCCUCAGCCUAGGCAAAACCUGCUGGUCUAGAAGAGACUCUCCUGGCUUCACGGUGGGCCUAAAUGAGGGCAUCUCCCUUAGGAAUCGGGUCCUGGCUUCUUGAACCCAAGCAGGAAGUGGGCUGGCUCCACAGCUGUCCCUCAGUGGGGCCCAGGGCGGCGAGGGUACCUUUGAGCAGGCACUCAGGAGGCUGUGUCUAGGAAUGGUCAGGACACAGCACCACAGUGUCCCCAGGCCCUGGGUGAGUGAGGACAGCAGUUUCUAGGAAGCAAGAGAAACGAGACCCUCCCCCUUUUCAGUGGCGGCCGCCAACUAGCCCUAAGUUGGGGAUGUGGUCAUUUAUACAAACCAAAGUUAGGUUUUUAAGUGGUCAAAUCAAAGUCUUUUUCUAAAAUAAAGUAUGAAAUGCCAUAA
Suricata suricatta (meerkat) is the source of this 1913-nucleotide messenger RNA. RefSeq names its product cytochrome b-245 chaperone 1. The coding region runs from base 287 to 1030 and encodes 247 amino acids. The record is from RefSeq and is a predicted model, not a curated record. The transcript has 7 exons. NCBI's taxonomy places the organism in Eukaryota, Metazoa, Chordata, Mammalia, Carnivora, Herpestidae.